AUGAAGCUCUCUAACGUGCUAACACUCUUAGGCGUGGCUUGCGCUCAAGCAGAAUAUGCUGGCGACAUCGUUCAUUACUGGGUCUCUGCUUCUGGCAGCCUCGCGAACAACACCCUAAUCGGCGGACUGCAGUCACCUCCUCCAGGCUGGUUCGAAGCUGUGGUCCAGGCCUCUAUGUAUGCUGCAGCGCUCGAGAGCAAGCACGAGGACCUUGCCUUUCAGCAGCUUGCUGUGAGCCACGCUGCGCACAAUAGCCUUACCUGGAUCUUCCAUGGUACGCGAAACUUUGCGAACAUCUUCACGUUCAUGCAGAAUGCGACCCGCGAUAUCGGCAUCAGCGAGUCGGACAAGAGUUAUGGCAAAGCAGCAAAGAUCGGACAGAAAGCGGCGCUCAAGGUGACGAAUGCUAGACAAGACGACCGUUUGAACAACUUCGUCAAUUACAUCUAUGGACCUAUGGAGCCAGGUGUUUACCAGAGGACUCCAGGUGGCCUCACGGCUCCAGAUACACCACAAGCGCGAUACCUGCGAACUUUCGGCGGUCUCGGUGAUGUUACACGGUUCCGUGCUCCUGCACCACCAGCCGUCAACAGCUCUGGCUAUGAGGAGAUCCUCAACUACGUGAAGGCCAAGGGCGAGCAAAAUUCCACAGCACGAACAGCACUGGAGACCGAGACAGCAUACUUCUGGCGAGAGUCGUCACCAAUACAGUGGAACCGCCUUGCCAUCAACGUAGUUGGCAACAAGUACUCGAAAGAUGUCGUGAAAUCGGCAAAGUUCUUUGCCCAAGUCAACUACGCGCUUGCCAACGCAGCCAUUGCAGGCUGGGACUCGAAGUCAUUCUGGGACUCAUGGCGACCAGUAACCGCUAUUAGACGCACCGAUGUCUGGCUUCCCAGCGGUAACAACGUCUCUAUGCCGACCUGGACGCCACUCUUGAGUCCGACUCCUAACCACCAAGAGUACACGUCUACUCACGCCUGUUUCGGUGCCGCGGCAGCUGCGGUCAUCAAGAUUUGGAACAACAAUCAGGAUACUAUCGAUGUGAUGUAG
Molecule: messenger RNA, 1053 nt
Organism: Fulvia fulva
Lineage: Eukaryota; Fungi; Ascomycota; Dothideomycetes; Mycosphaerellales; Mycosphaerellaceae
Exons: 2
Coding region: 1-1053 (350 amino acids)
Source: RefSeq, a predicted model, not a curated record